UUGCAGACAACUUCAAAGAGGCUAGCAGACAGGAAGAUAGAGAAGUUUGAUAAGAACAUUACUAAAAGAGGUUUUGUUCCUGAGACCACCACCAAGAAGGGUAAGGACUACCCUGUUGGACCCAUCCUCCUCGGCUUCUUUGUCUUCGUCGUCAUUGGUUCAUCUCUCUUCCAGAUCAUCAGGACUGCAACUAGCGGAGGCAUGGCAUAAACGAAACCUCUUCUUGUUUCUUGUCUCACUUCUCCUUUAAUCUUAUUGUAGAAUGCUUUAGCUUUCUGUGUACUUUACUACAUGUUGUGAAGAAUUUUGAGAGUCUUUUCUAUAUAAAAUUAUCAAACCUUUUAA
Brassica napus (rape) is the source of this 345-nucleotide messenger RNA. RefSeq names its product stress-associated endoplasmic reticulum protein 2-like. Lineage: Eukaryota; Viridiplantae; Streptophyta; Magnoliopsida; Brassicales; Brassicaceae. Gene Ontology annotation, biological process: endoplasmic reticulum unfolded protein response. The record is from RefSeq and is a predicted model, not a curated record. Gene Ontology annotation, cellular component: endoplasmic reticulum. The transcript has 2 exons. The annotation marks the transcript as partial.